Messenger RNA from Paramecium sonneborni, 976 nucleotides. Lineage: Eukaryota; Ciliophora; Oligohymenophorea; Peniculida; Parameciidae. The record is from the annotation of a GenBank genome assembly.
AUGAAUAAGAUUAUUUACAAUCAAUAAAAUUAAGUUCAGAAGACUUAUUCUCAUUUGAUCUGCAUAUAAAAUUAUGGCAAAAAGUUGAAGGUAAUAAAAAUUAGAUAAAUUGUUUAGUAUAUGGUGAUUUCUCAAAGCCAAAAACAAUAGAUACAAUUGUAAUAAUAGUCUCUCUACAUUAUCACUUUCUCCAAAGAAGAUGUUUGUUUUAUCUGAAAAAUUCUUAUCCAAUUAGACUAAUUUUUGAUGAAUAAAAAAGGAUUAAAUAGUAGUUAACAAAAGAAUAAAUAGAAAUUGGUCAAAUAAAAUCAAAUUGAAGAACCCUUUUUUAAAUUCUUCAACUAAUUAGUAAUUAAGGAGGGCUCUAAAUUCUUAUAUACAUGAAUUAGACCUUUAUAAUCUGAUUAAAAAAAAGAAAUUGAAAUCGCACUUUAGUUUAUAAAUAAACUAUUAUAACCAAAGUAAUAGUUAAAAUUUUAAGAAAAUACAAAAUUCUUAUUUUUCAAAUAAGAUAUUAUUACAUUAUGUAAUAUUCAUAAUUAUUUUGGGAUGUAAAGCUCCAAUUAAAAUCUUUGGGGAUCUUUAUGGGCAAUAUAAUUAUUUCUUGAGACAUUUCGAUUUAUGGGGAUCUCCUUUUUUGGAUGGUAAGGAUUGUGAUAUUGAAGCAUGUGAUUAUCUUUUUCUAGGAAGUUUUAUGGUUAGAGGAACAAACUAACUAGAAAUAAUCUUGAUACUUUUGGCCUAAAGAUUAAAUAUCCUGAAUCUCUACAUUUAAUAAGAGGAAAUCAUGAAGAUAAAUGGAUAAAUGAUUUCUUUUGAUUUUCAAAAGAAUGUGCUCAUAGGUUAGGUGAAGAUCCAAAAUCUAAUAAUUCUGUAUUUUUUAAAAUUAAUAAAUUAUUUGAAUGGUUACCUUUAGCUGCAAUUAUUGAAGAUUAAACAAUUUGUUUAUAAGCAAUUCAUUAAGUUUUGUGAAUGA